UUCCAAAGUCUCCUCCAUCUUCUCACCUCCCAUUUUCAAUCCAUCUUCUCUCUCUCCAUUCUUGUUAAUUUUUCUUAUUCUCUUCACGCAUAUUCCUCACCACUCUCUCUCUCUCUCCCCUCUCUCUCUCUCUCUCUCUCUCUCUCUUGUCUGGUCUAAGUGGAUAUUGUGUCAGAGUGAUAAUCAGAACUGAAGUUUCCUUUUGUCCUAGUGAACAAGGAGGCCCCUCUUGUCAGAAGAAAAUCUUUUAUCUCCAACAGUUUUUUGCCCUUUCAAUCCAUUCACAAAAGCAAACCCUUUACAUAUAUAUAUAUAGAUACCAUUACAACCAUCUACACAUAUACCCAUCUCUCCAAAACCCUAAAUUUUUCUAUAGUUCUCAUCUUUAAUUAAUUUUUCUCCAUAUUUAGUAUAUAUUCUUAUCUUCUUGCAUCCAUGAUCCCUCAACAGUACUCAUCAUUCCGUCCUACUUCCGUUAAAACUCGAUUUACCAAUAGGUUUCUUCGAGCUCUGAAGAGAAUAAACGAGCAUCAAUCUAGUAGUUGUGAUCUUAGAGACGUCUUUCGAAAAUAUCGCAUGAUUAAGGUUGCUGCUGAUUCAUCAAUGGCUUCAACAGUUGGAUCAAAGAAAGCAUGGAGUCGGGCCAUGCUAUGGAAAAUCAGGUGUAAAGCACGAAAACGUGUUCCAGGGAGGCGAAGUACUAAAGCUAGGGUUUUGAGGAGAAGAGGUCAUGUAGAAGACAAAGCUGGUGAGAAGGUUGGAUUUGGACGAGUGAACGAGCUCCGGAAGCUCGUGCCGGGCGGUGAAACCAUGGAUUUAGAGAGGUUGUUGGUUGAGACUGCACAUUACGUAAAGUGCCUUGACACCCAAGUACAGGCCAUGAGGGAUAUUGUUGAUUUCUGCUCUACAUAAUUAAGCUAUAUAUAUACACACACACAUAUAUGUAUGUAUAGUAGUGCACAAAUAAAUCAAAAGAAGCGAUCGAGAAAGAGAAGAUCAUGGUGGUGGUAGCAAGUUCAGAACCAGCAACAUAGUUUGAAGAAAUUGGGUUUUUAUUUUCAAAAUAAUAAAGGUAUAUGUACCAAUAUAUUAUAUACUCUAUAUCCUUAUAGUUUUAAUGUAAAUUACAUGUGUGCGACUUUAUGUUGUGAGAAACUAGCUUAGUGGUCGAUUUUGUUGCCCCUA
Cornus florida is the source of this 1185-nucleotide messenger RNA. Its product is annotated as transcription factor IBH1-like. Lineage: Eukaryota; Viridiplantae; Streptophyta; Magnoliopsida; Cornales; Cornaceae. The transcript has a single exon. Gene Ontology annotation, biological process: regulation of DNA-templated transcription. The record is from RefSeq and is a predicted model, not a curated record. Bases 436 to 912 code for a protein of 158 amino acids.